Molecule: messenger RNA, 824 nt
Organism: Cuculus canorus (common cuckoo)
Lineage: Eukaryota; Metazoa; Chordata; Aves; Cuculiformes; Cuculidae
Gene: PIGY
Product: phosphatidylinositol glycan anchor biosynthesis class Y
Exons: 1
Coding region: 1-231 (76 amino acids)
Source: RefSeq, a predicted model, not a curated record
AUGGCCGGGGGCGGGGUGCUCCCCUCCCUGCCCACACUGACUGUACUCAUUCCCCUCCUGUCCCUAGCAGGCUUGUUUUACUCAGCCAGUGUAGAUGAAAACUUCCCACAUGGCUGCACCAGCACAAGCAGCCUCUGCUUCUACAGUCUCCUCCUUCCUGUUACAAUACCGGUUUACGUGUUCUUCCAUCUAUGGACCUGGAUGGGGAUUAAGCUUUUUAGGCACAACUAAGUGCAGUGCCCACUAAUGUUAACUCCUGGGCUUCUCUAAAGCAACACGGUUCAUUUAAUAUCAGGUGUUGCAGUUGAUAUGAGGGAGUUCCCCUCAGGCACUGGUGGCUGUCAUCAUUUUUCUGGCGGUAUCUAGAACUGUGUGAAGUCCUCUGCAGCAGCCUGUACUUAAUUACUGCUAAGGCAGGUAAAGAGGAGGAGUAACAAAGCACUAAUUACUUCUAGUGUAUCCUUUCAAGAGCGUUGUGCGUUUGUAGUGGCACUGAUGAAAAUUCUCUUGGUGGUGAUUGUUUUUAUGAGGAAUAACUAUACCCUGACUGAAAUAACUGCUCUUAAAUAAGGAAUGACAACAUGUGGAGAUAUGAAUCUCUCUUUGAAUUACGAGCUUUGGGUUUGUUUUCAACCAAUGGGUGUAUUGAAAUGUAUUUGUCUCCCUGUCAGAAGAAUGUGAAAUAAAUUAGGCCGAUAUUUAAUAACAAAACUUGACUUAAAUUAAGACAUUUGCUUGGAUAAUACCCAUGAAGUCAUUUACUUGGAUAAUCCAGUGACUGCUAGAAAUAACAACCCUGCAGAAAAGAUGUAGUUGUACAUUUG